This is a messenger RNA of Naegleria lovaniensis, 2151 nucleotides long. RefSeq lists its product as uncharacterized. Lineage: Eukaryota; Heterolobosea; Eutetramitea; Acrasida; Naegleriidae. Gene Ontology annotation, molecular function: DNA-binding transcription factor activity, RNA polymerase II-specific; zinc ion binding; protein binding. Bases 1 to 2151 code for a protein of 716 amino acids. Gene Ontology annotation, biological process: regulation of DNA-templated transcription. The transcript has a single exon. The record is from RefSeq and is a predicted model, not a curated record.
AUGAUGAGGAAUGAACAACAGCAACCCCUUUCGGAUCCUCCCAUUCUUUGGAAUCAAAAGCAUGCUGCUGUUGUUCAUUCUCAGAUGAACGGAAUGAAUCAGGAAACUCAAUUCCAACCAUUCAAUCAUCCACAACAACCCACACCGAACGGAUUGCAUCUUCCUCCUCCUCCAGUACUAAAUAAGAAUCAUCAUCACCCUCAGACGUCGACCACAACAGAAUUCGUUGGUGAUCACCAACAUACGGAAGAAAAAGAAACCCAAGCGUAUCUGCCGAGACCUGUCCGAACUGCUGCUGUUGCUACAAAUACGAUGAACUCUACGAGUAGCUCACUACUCUUGCCAGUCGUUGUUACUCCAACCUCAAGCCAUGGUAGUCAUGCCAACACUACACCAACGAGUGUAACAGGGUUAGGUUCCAACAACAUCCAUAACAAUGGAAAUCAUUUGACUCCAACCACCAUGAAUUCUUCUUCCUUUUCGAAUCCACCCUUUUCAUUGGGAAAUGGAGUUCAACAAAAUUCACAAGACAUGGCCGAACAAGCCAAAAAACGAAGGAGAAAUCAAGCCAAGGCUGCCUGUGAAAAUUGUAGAAAAGCUCAUACUGCAUGUCAAGACCAAAAACCAUGUCAUCGAUGUGUCAAGCUUGGAUUGGAAUGUGUGGAAGCUCAGAAAAAGACCAAAAUGAAAAUUCCAAAAACGAGUGGUACAUCUCCUGCCUAUGCACCCCUCUCGACUACCACGACAGCAAGUAUUGCUGCCACCAAUGCGGUACACAAUCAUCAUUCCUUAAGCAAUGGUAGUGCUGCUAUGGGUAUGAAUGGACAUGUGAAUCAUCACCAUGUGGAUCAGAGACAGCCAAUGGAAACUCAACAAUUGUCUCCAAAUGGUCGACCAAUUUCUUCUUCGUCAUCCACUUCAUCCUCGACGUCGGAUGGUGACGGAGAAACACAACGAAAUUUUAAUCCAGUUCCAGUGCAAUUUCAUUCAUCCCCUACUGCUCAAUCUAAUGGAUCCAUGGUAAAUCAUGUUGAGUCAUCCACAAAUUCACCAAUGAGAGUAGUGGCAAGUACGAUGCAGCAUCAACAACCACGCAAUGCGCAAUCUAAUUCCUCAACUGUUACUUCUUACUAUUCGUCUCAAUCUCCACCUCAAACAAACACGUGUGCACAACCUUACACACCAGUAGAUAACAACAAUAAUCUAGAUAUGCCACUACAUAUUUCCCAGCUUUCACCUCAAUUCAUUGUUCAAUUCCAACAACAAGUCAAGGACGGAAAUUGUGACAAGUUGCGUGCGACCUGUGAACACUGUUUUCAGCUCAUAACCAUGUCGAUCGAGGACAUCAAAAAGGCAUUCACAGUUCCUCAUCUCUCUCGCCAACAUCACGAUGUUCAAUUCAAUUCAAAUCGCAAUGGAUUUUUAUUGGCUUACUUGUAUGGAAAGUUUAAUGUCAUGAACAUGAUGCGAGACAUGUUAUGGACUCAUCACAAAAAAGAUUACAUUGACUUCCUUUACAAACUCGUGUCAUUAGAGGACGACAAGGCACUCAUACGAAUGUUUUUACAGGGAGUUCAAUUAGAUCUCAACACCAUUGAGAAUGAAAAUGGUGUUGGACUAUUAAGUUUUUGUGCAUGUUUUGGGAGAUUGGAUAUUUUCAAAAUGCUUUGUGAAGAAUUUUCAUGCUCGCUCUACCAGUGUCGUGAUGAAAAGUAUUUACCCAUUCAUUUCGCUUGCAGUUAUGGUCAUGUUGAAAUUGCCGAGUACAUUCUUCAAAAGCAUCCCGAUCAACUCGAUAUUCAAAUGAAUAAUCAUAGCUCACCCCUAAUUCUUUCUUCAGCGUAUGGAAGUAUGAAGAGUGUGAAAUUUUUAGUGGAACGAGGAGCAAAUGUUCAUCUGCAGGACCAUGAAGGCCAAUCUGCUGUUUAUCAUGCAACCAAGUAUAAUCAUUUUCAAAUUGUUCAAUAUUUAGCGCAACAUAAUGCAGAUCUUUAUGCUAAAACUAACUCUGGUCAAAGUAUUUUUGACUUGGCAGAAGGAUCACCAGAAAAGAAGCUCUUAUUAGAGCUUAUCAUUCAAAACAAAACUCUCAACGAUAGAAUUUCAUUACAAGAUGACCUUAUUAAAUCAAUGAGGCAAACAUGUAAAUAA